AUGUCUCUGAGGUUGAAGGACAAAGUGUGUAUCAUCACAGGCGGCGGCCAUGGCUUUGGAGAGGCCAUGGCUAGGCGGUUCGCCGAAGAAGGGGGGCGAGUGGUCAUCGCCGAUAUCAAUGCCACGACCGGGACCAAAGUCGCAUCCGAGAUCAACGGCGCGCAUGGCGAGAAAACGGCGUUCUUCCAGGAGACAAACGUCACCAGCCAGGCUUCGUGGGCGGCGUUGCUGGAAGCCUCAUUAAAGGAAUUUGGCAAGGUCGACGUCGUGGUCAACAAUGCGGGGACGACAUAUCCCAAGAAAGCCUCGCACACGGUCACGGAAGAAGAGUACGACAAGGUGAUCAGUGUCAACAUGAAGUCCAUCUUCCUCAGCGUCGCCGUAGUGGUGCCAUAUUUUAUGGAAAAGAAGGCGGGCACCAUCCUGAACGUGAGCUCGGUGGGAGGAAUCCGAGUCAAGAACGGGCUGGUAUGGUAUGGUGGAACAAAAGCAUUUGUAAACAAGAUCACCGAGGGCCUCGCCUCAGAAUACGGCCAUGCUGGAGUCCGGGUCAAUGCCGUCUGCCCCAUCCUAGCAUACACCAACCUGGCACAAUCCUUCAUGGGCGUCGACGACACACCAGAAAACAGGGCGAAAUUUGAAGCAUCCUUCCCGCGAGGCGAAGCGUUGAAGCUCAACACCUCGACCGGGUAUGUCGCCAACGCCGCCGUGUACCUUUGCUCCGACGAGGCAGCGUUCGUCAGCGGCAUAUGUAUGCCUGUCGACGGCGCGGCAACUGUGUUUGCUGCCGGAGUUGGCAAGUAG
Messenger RNA from Fonsecaea nubica, 804 nucleotides. RefSeq lists its product as hypothetical. NCBI's taxonomy places the organism in Eukaryota, Fungi, Ascomycota, Eurotiomycetes, Chaetothyriales, Herpotrichiellaceae. Bases 1 to 804 code for a protein of 267 amino acids. The transcript is spliced from 5 exons. The record is from RefSeq and is a predicted model, not a curated record.